CUUCUGUUGGGUCGGUGCGGCGGCGCGGAUUUCCUACAGUAGAACAACUGCACUCUUUUCGGCGGUGUUAGUGGAUACCAUCGGCCUAUUCAAGUUCACAACCAGAAGUUCUUACUAAGUCAACUUGCCACUGAACGUAACAAUAAUGUCUCUAAAUGAUGUAAAGCUUUCUGAGGAUCUGCAAGAGUUGAAGGAACUGAGAAAGCUUGCCCAGCGGAAAUGUGCCCAAGAGAUCUUGGAUAUCCAGAUAAGGAAAACUAGUGAUGCUUUGGACAGAUUGAAGUCACAAGAAUCCCAGAAAGGUUCAGUGACAGAGGCAAAUACCAAACUAACCAAAGACAGCACUGCUAAAGUCUACACAGUUACCCUCAGGACUUAUUCAUGGGACCAGUCAGACAAAUUUGUGAAGUUGUAUGUUACCAUUCCAAGCUUGAAACCUUCCGAUGAAGAGAAUGUGAAGUGUGUUUUCAGUAGCCGCAGUGCGUCUCUCAUUGUCUCCGAGGUUGACGGGAAAAACUACGAGCUUGUCAUCAACAACCUUGCUAAACAGAUUGUACCCGACAAGAGCUUCUGGAAGGUCAAGAAAGAUAUGGUGGUGAUGAUGUUGAGUAAGGAGCGUUUGGCCCAGUCUUGGCCAGCCGUUACCGCCGAGGAAGUGAAAAUUAAAGAAAAGAACAAACCCGAGGAUCCAGACACGUCUGAUCCUUCAGCGGGCAUGAUGGGACUCAUGAAGAAAAUGUAUGACGAAGGCGACGAUAAAAUGAAACAGCUGUUGAACAAAACCUGGUAUGAAUCACAGUCGAAGGCAGCAACAGGGGCGCCUGGCUUAGGUUCCCUGCCUGACAUGAAUGACAUCUAAACACUGUCAUCGAAGCUAUUUCGAAACGGGUGAAAUGAACGAUUCAAUAUAUUUUGCUCAACAGGACAGCUUCAAAUAACGGUUAUUUUCACCAAGUGAGAGCUGGAAAAGGUUUCAAUAAACUGACGCGUCUA
Molecule: messenger RNA, 993 nt
Organism: Hyalella azteca
Lineage: Eukaryota; Metazoa; Arthropoda; Malacostraca; Amphipoda; Hyalellidae
Product: calcyclin-binding protein
Exons: 6
Coding region: 146-859 (237 amino acids)
Biological process (GO): heart development
Cellular component (GO): nucleus
Molecular function (GO): S100 protein binding; ubiquitin protein ligase binding; tubulin binding
Source: RefSeq, a predicted model, not a curated record